UCAUUUCAGGCGCAGUAUGGUAUGGUAUGUGUCACUAAGCAAAAUGAAGGCGGCGCAAAAAUACUGUUGUCACUUGUAACUGGCACUGAUCUGCUCCCCCUAUAUAAAAGGCGUUUUUCGCCCAAAACAGAAAGGAUAACAUCACCACCACCUUCCCACAUUCUUCUUUUUCAAAAAGGCGGUUCCGCGCCAGAGAUAGACUUCUUCUCUUCUCCUCCCGAUCGGAACCCUAGCUUUUGGGAGAGAGCGAGAGGAAACGGAAAAAAAUGCCGAGAGAAAUCAUCACGCUUCAGGUGGGACAAUGCGGGAACCAGAUCGGGAUGGAGUUCUGGAAGCAGCUUUGCCUCGAGCAUGGUAUCAGCAAAGAAGGCAUUCUCGAAGACUUCGCUACUCAGGGAGGUGACAGGAAAGAUGUGUUUUUCUAUCAAGCUGAUGACCAGCAUUACAUACCUCGAGCUUUACUGAUAGAUUUGGAGCCUAGAGUAAUUAAUGGCAUUCAAAAUAGUGAAUAUAGAAACCUUUAUAAUCAUGAAAAUAUAUUCGUUUCUGAUCAUGGUGGUGGUGCCGGAAACAAUUGGGCUAGUGGAUAUCAUCAGGGAAAGGGUGUUGAAGAGGACAUAAUGGACAUGAUUGAUAGAGAAGCUGAUGGAAGUGAUAGUCUUGAGGGUUUUGUUCUAUGUCAUUCAAUUGCUGGAGGGACAGGCUCAGGUAUGGGUUCCUAUCUGUUGGAGACUCUGAAUGAUCGCUACAGCAAGAAGCUGGUUCAGACAUAUAGUGUAUUCCCUAACCAGAUGGAAACAAGUGAUGUGGUGGUCCAGCCUUACAACUCGCUUUUGACACUCAAGAGACUAACAUUAAAUGCCGAUUGUGUUGUUGUUCUUGACAAUACUGCUCUGAAUAGAAUUGCUGUGGAACGUCUACAUCUAAGUAAUCCCACUUUUGGUCAAACCAAUUCUUUGGUCUCUACAGUAAUGUCUGCCAGCACAACCACACUGCGGUAUCCUGGAUACAUGAACAAUGACUUGGUUGGUCUUCUUGCCUCUCUAAUUCCAACUCCAAGAUGUCAUUUUCUUAUGACAGGGUACACGCCACUCACUGUGGAGCGCCAGGCUAAUGUGAUUCGGAAAACUACUGUUUUGGAUGUUAUGAGAAGACUUCUCCAGACAAAGAAUAUUAUGGUUUCCUCUUAUGCUCGCACAAAAGAAGCCAGUCAAGCAAAGUAUAUUUCUAUCUUGAAUAUCAUUCAAGGAGAAGUGGAUCCCACUCAGGUGCAUGAAAGUUUGCAGAGGAUUCGUGAAAGAAAGCUUGUAAACUUUAUUGAGUGGGGCCCUGCAAGUAUUCAGGUUGCUCUUUCUAGAAAGUCUCCAUAUGUCCAGACUGCUCACAGGGUAAGUGGUCUCAUGCUAGCAAGUCAUACUAGUAUUCGCCACCUCUUCAGCAAAUGUUUGAGCCAGUAUGAGAAGUUGAGAAAGAAGCAAGCCUUUCUGGACAAUUACCGGAAGUUCCCAAUGUUUGCUGACAAUGAUCUUUCAGAGUUUGAUGAAUCAAGAGACAUAAUUGAAAGCUUAGUUGAUGAAUACAAGGCUUGCGAGUCCCCCGAUUACAUCAAAUGGGGAAUGGAGGAUCCUGACCAGAUUCUAACUGGAGAAGGAAAUUCAGCUGGAACAAUUGAUUCAAAGUUGGCAAUUUGAACAUGCCAAGAUGUAACAUUGAUGCUUGGAGCAUGAGAGAGGGAGAGAGAGAAAGAAGAUUGUAAGUAAUCCAUGAAGAUAUAUAUUUUGGGUUGUUUGUGUUUUGUGGAACACUAAUAAUUAUCUUGUAAUUGUAUAACCUUUUUGAGGGUUUUGAUGUGUCUUAACUUUUGGAGUCUUUCAUACAUGGGAGAAUACAGAAUCUCACUGUAU
Molecule: messenger RNA, 1904 nt
Organism: Rubroshorea leprosula
Lineage: Eukaryota; Viridiplantae; Streptophyta; Magnoliopsida; Malvales; Dipterocarpaceae
Source: the annotation of a GenBank genome assembly